Molecule: messenger RNA, 2722 nt
Organism: Eurytemora carolleeae
Lineage: Eukaryota; Metazoa; Arthropoda; Copepoda; Calanoida; Temoridae
Exons: 13
Coding region: 21-2309 (762 amino acids)
Source: RefSeq, a predicted model, not a curated record
GCCAGAUCCGACCUUGUGCAAUGUAUUUCAAAACAGACAAGAUGGAAAGCCUAGAGAGAGCGGGCAGUGAUGCCAUCAUGUCAGUAACACAAGGAGGAAACAAUUACAGGGUUUGCUACAGUUGUCAUUCUAGCCUAGAGGAGCUCAAAACCUUCGUUCAGUACUUUUUACCAAAGAGAAUAAUACCAUGUGCUAUACCAUCCAGCUCCAGUAGGGAGGAAGUAGCGAAGAUCCUGUUAUCCUUCCUAAACCCGGAGAAAAAGGAUGAGGAGGAAGAGGAGGACCCCAACCAGUCCCAGAUUAUCUCAAACCAAGUUCAGCAGUUCACAGAGUUCUCUCAAGUUAAUGUUCCGCCAAGGGACUCAGGAUCAGAAUUUGACUCCUUCGACUGGUUUAAUGAUUUAUCAGAGAAAAAGAAUAUUGAGAAUAAGAAUACAUCUGCCGAGAAAUUCAGGAUUUCAUUCGAUAAUACUGUUACGAUAAACUUGCGACGUGAUGGAGGGGAAAGUACUGAUGACGAAAUAGAGGAUUUUGAUGAAAGAAUGGAGGAGAAUGAGGAGAAGGAAGAGAAAAGGAGAAACCUAGUGGUUGGAUCCUGGAGCAGUAUUGAGAUCAUUCCAGGAAUAAUUCAGGAAUCCUCGGAUUGUGAGGCUGAGGUUAAUAUUUGUACUAUUACGCCAACAUCAUUUAAAGGAGAGGAAGUGUUCUCUGAAACUACGAAGGUUUCUUCCCUGAGCAGGAGGAAAAAGUUUGCCCGGAGUAAGACGGAUAAGACCUACUACUCUAUGCCGGUACACCCGGAUACUGAAAUGGAAGCCAAUCAUCCUAAGGAAAGAAGAUCUUCAAUGCCAAGCAAUAUGAAACUACCGCUUAUCAAGGUUACCCCCUCCUCCCCCAGUAUAGACUUCAAUCAUCCAGAUUAUCCGGAAUUUUUCCAAGAUAAACUUUACCUGGAGCACGUUGGGAAACCAUUGAGUGGCGGAAAGAAAGGAGAAGGAUGUAAUGAUGGAAGGAGUAGAGAAGGGAGUAGGGACUCGGAGCUGAAUCUGAAACUUAGUGAAGACACCGAUGAAAAUUCUAGCCUGGACCAUCCUGCAUGCUCUGCUGAUGCUACUUCUUCAUACCCUGCUGCUGCUACUCCUGCAUACCCUGCUGCUGAUACUCUUACGUCUGGUUGUAUAACUUCUAGCUGUGCUUCUGCUCCUGCUUCUGUAUGUCUUGCUCCCACUGUUCCUGUAAGCACUGCUGCUUCUCCACCUACGGGCCAUGCUUCUGUUUCCCCUGUUUGUGAGAAAGAUAAUGACCUAGAUUCUCCUAAUGAUGUUCGCAGGUUUAAAAGACAACUGAGUGUGUUUAACCAGCCUGAGGAAGACGACUGUCUUAUCUACAAAAAGCAGAAAGUCUAUGACGGGGUUCAGGGCCCUAAUUCAAGUCCAAAUACUCGGGAGGACCAAACUGUAAAUUCGAACAAUCAAGGCAAUUCAGCAAAUAUCAAUCUUCUCGAGAGCCAGAACAUAUUUGAAACUGAUGAAAGUCAAGAUAUGUUCCUUCAAAAGAGUCAAGAUAUUCUUCAAGAAAGUCAAGACAUGUUUAACCCUAAAGAAAGUCAAGAUAUGUUUAACUCUCAAGAAAGUCAAGACAUGUUUAACUCUCAAGAAAGUCAAGAUAUGUUUAACUCUCAAGAAAGUCAAGAUAUGUUUAACUCUCAAGAAAGUCAAGAUAUUUUGAAUGACCCGAUUAGUCCUGAUGCCCGUUAUCUAGUCAAGAGUCAAACUAAACAAAUGCAGGAUAGUCGUGAUGUUAUAAUAAUUGAUGAUAGUCAAGAAACUACCCAGGUUCAAGAAAGUCAAGUUAUCCUUGAUUUAAACUACAGUCAUGAAAGUACCGAAAAUUUACUGGAUGGAAAAGAAUGUUUGAAACGAAAGCCUGAUGCUAACCUCAACCAUGACACUUUUGAACCAAAGAAGAAACAAAAGAAAGAUUCGAAUGUGAAAUAUAACCCAGAACAGUUAGAUUCCUCAACUCACCCAGUAGAAAUAAUUCACAACACUGUGGAACUAGAAUCUCUGAAUGAUCUGAAUGAUAUGGAAAAUAAAGAAGUAAACCAGAAGGAAGCAAAGAAUAUGAAGGAAGAUCAUGACGAUAAGGAUGAACAUGAGGAUGGCAAGGAAGAUGAUGAAGAUGACAAGGAUCCUCCUGAUCUUGAUUUUCUACUCCGUGAAGCAGAGGAGAAAAACUAUCCCGAGCAUGUCAUGAGAAACUUUAGAUAUAUGGACGAGUGCCGUAAGAACAUAAUUCAGAUUGACUAGAAAAUCACUAAUAACUAAAAUAUUUAUUUUAGUGUUAACAAUUUUGUUGUUAGAUGUUUAACUUAAAGUAAAUUAACUGUGAUCAAAAUGUAAGAUAAGAACUUGUAAUUAGAAACUGAGCUUAUAUAAUUGACACGACAAAAACACUGUUCUUUGUAUUUUCUGUAUCUAAUACUCAACAGUCAACACUAUCUUUUCUGUUUUGUUAUUCAAAGAUACCAAUUUGCAAUUUGCAUCAUUCAAUAUUCAAAUUGUUGCGUUUUUUAUGAGAAUAUUGAAGUGUUUCACAGAAACUGAUCUCGAUAUUGAACGAACCUAAUCUCUGUGGUAUUCAACUAAACUUUUAUAUUAUGUUUCUUAUUGAUGUACGUCUGAAUUCAAUAUUCAUGUCUAAUCAAUGUUUUUUUUUCAGA